Molecule: messenger RNA, 1416 nt
Organism: Saccharomyces cerevisiae S288C
Lineage: Eukaryota; Fungi; Ascomycota; Saccharomycetes; Saccharomycetales; Saccharomycetaceae
Gene: CLB1
Product: B-type cyclin CLB1
Exons: 1
Coding region: 1-1416 (471 amino acids)
Biological process (GO): mitotic cell cycle phase transition
Molecular function (GO): cyclin-dependent protein serine/threonine kinase regulator activity
Source: RefSeq, marked reviewed
AUGUCACGAUCCCUUUUGGUAGAGAAUAGUAGAACCAUUAAUAGUAAUGAAGAGAAGGGGGUAAACGAAAGUCAAUAUAUCUUACAAAAGAGAAACGUCCCAAGGACCAUUCUCGGUAAUGUCACAAAUAAUGCAAAUAUCCUGCAAGAGAUUUCUAUGAACAGAAAAAUUGGGAUGAAGAACUUCUCAAAAUUGAACAACUUCUUUCCUUUAAAGGAUGAUGUUUCGAGAGCCGAUGACUUCACCUCCUCUUUUAAUGACAGUAGACAGGGGGUGAAACAAGAAGUACUAAACAAUAAGGAAAAUAUUCCUGAAUAUGGAUAUUCCGAGCAAGAAAAGCAGCAGUGCUCAAAUGAUGACUCUUUUCAUACGAAUUCGACUGCCUUGAGCUGUAAUCGGUUGAUAUACUCUGAGAACAAGUCUAUUUCCACUCAAAUGGAAUGGCAGAAAAAAAUAAUGAGAGAAGAUUCCAAAAAAAAAAGGCCAAUAUCAACUCUUGUAGAGCAGGAUGACCAGAAAAAGUUCAAACUCCAUGAAUUGACUACAGAAGAAGAGGUUCUGGAGGAGUACGAAUGGGAUGACCUAGAUGAAGAAGAUUGUGAUGAUCCCUUAAUGGUGAGCGAAGAGGUUAAUGAUAUCUUCGAUUAUUUGCAUCACUUGGAAAUAAUCACAUUGCCAAAUAAGGCGAAUCUCUAUAAGCAUAAAAAUAUUAAGCAAAACAGAGACAUUUUGGUGAACUGGAUAAUCAAGAUUCAUAAUAAGUUUGGCCUUCUGCCGGAAACUCUAUAUUUGGCCAUAAACAUAAUGGAUAGAUUUCUUUGUGAAGAGGUGGUUCAGUUAAAUAGAUUGCAACUGGUUGGUACAUCAUGCCUGUUCAUCGCAUCUAAGUAUGAGGAAAUAUACUCCCCUAGCAUAAAACAUUUUGCGUACGAGACAGACGGUGCAUGCUCUGUGGAAGAUAUUAAAGAGGGUGAAAGAUUUAUAUUGGAAAAACUCGAUUUUCAAAUUAGUUUCGCUAACCCAAUGAAUUUCUUAAGGAGAAUAUCAAAAGCGGAUGACUAUGAUAUCCAGUCUAGGACGUUAGCGAAGUUCCUAAUGGAAAUAUCUAUAGUGGACUUCAAGUUCAUCGGGAUAUUACCGUCAUUAUGUGCCUCAGCGGCAAUGUUCCUUUCGAGAAAAAUGCUGGGCAAGGGCACCUGGGAUGGCAACUUAAUCCAUUAUAGUGGUGGUUACACAAAGGCAAAACUAUAUCCCGUUUGCCAAUUACUGAUGGAUUAUCUUGUUGGAUCUACUAUUCACGACGAGUUCUUGAAAAAAUAUCAAUCGAGAAGAUUUUUAAAGGCUUCCAUAAUUUCUAUCGAAUGGGCAUUGAAGGUAAGGAAAAAUGGAUAUGAUAUUAUGACAUUGCAUGAGUGA